AAAAGCAUCACGUUACUUAUUUUCACGAGGAUGAUGAUCGAUAUCCCACAUGCCUCAGACAAUUAGUAUUGCUAUUCGAAGCUUCAACUUUCCUUUCUGGUCACAGUCCCACACGGUUUAAGGUCACACUCUCUAUGAGAAGUCAAAUUAUGUUUUCCCAGCUUUUCUUGAUCCUGCUACUCUCCAUCUGCUGUAGAAUGAGUUAUGUAGUGGCCGCAGCUAAUUCCAGCAAAUGUCUUCAGGAUCAGAAGGUGUUGCUGCUGCAGUUCAAAAAUAAUCUUACUUAUGAUUCUGAAGUAUCCACCAAGCUGGUUAAGUGGAAUCAGAGGAUUGACUGCUGUCAAUGGCAGGGCAUCACCUGCAAUGAUGCAGGGCAAGUUAUUGGUCUUGACCUUAGCUAUGAAUCGUUCUCCGGCAGUAUCAACCAGUUAGCAAAUCUUAAGUUUCUCUCUGUUAUCCGUCUUGAUGUGAACAAUUUAUCUGCUCCAAUUCCAGACUUCUUUUUAGACUUCUCCAAUCUAACUGUCUUGAGUCUAUAUUCCUGCAACUUGAUAGGAGAAGUGCCUCAGAAGAUAUUCCAGGUAUCAACUCUGCAGACUAUUAACUUAUCACAAAAUGAACUUUGGGGUUCUUUACCUGAAUUUCCUUCAAAUGGAUCUCUACACACUCUGGAUCUGAGCUAUACAGGAUUCUCAGGAAGUAUUCCCACGUCCAUCGAGAACCUUACGAUGUUGUCGCAUGUUGACCUUAGGUUAUGUAAUUUUACAGGUUCAAUUCCAUCUUCUAUGGAAAAUCUAACCCAGCUUUCUUAUCUGGAUUUCAACUGGAAUAGCUUCACCGGUUCUUUUCCAACUUUUAAGCUGUCCAAGAACCUCACCUAUAUAACUGCUGCUGGGAAUAAUUUGACAGGAAUAUCAUCGGACUGGGAAGGCCAUGAGAAUCUUGAGUAUCUUGACUUGAGUAAUAAUUCACUUUCUGGGCUCAUUCCAUCAUCGUUCUUUCACCUACCCUCACUUGUGAGUUUAUAUCUGGCCAACAACAAAUUUUCUGGGCAAAUAACUGAAUUACAAAAUGUAACUUCUCCACUAGUAACUCUUGACUUGAGUGCCAACAAAUUGGAAGGGCCAAUACCUGAGUUUUUCUUUGAGCUACACGAUCUCGGAACUCUUGCACUUUCAUCCAACAAUUUCAGUGGAACUGUGCACUUGAAGAAGUUUACAAAGCUCAAUAACCUUGGAAGCCUUGAUCUAUCCCACAACAGCUUAUCAAUUGACACAAAUAUAAGUGAAUCAGACUUUGCCUUGCUCCCCCAGCUUGGUGGUUUAUUCUUGGUGUCGUGCCACCUGCAGAAUAUCUCCUUCCUCAAGAACCAAUCCAGCUUGCAGAUGCUAGAUCUCUCAAGCAGCCAACUUACUGGUGAAAUACCAAACUGGUUGUGGGAAAUCAAUGAUGGAAAUCUACGUUUUCUGAAUCUUUCUGGCAAUCAAUUCACGCAUUUUCAAGAGCCUUAUAGAUUUGGCAUUCUAGAUUUCCUUGAUCUGCAUUCAAAUAUGCUCACUGGAAAUAUUCCACUACCACCAAUAGCAGCUAAAUACGUGGACUUCUCCAACAAUAACUUUGCUACUUUGAUGCCGCCUGACUUUGGCAAUUAUCUUGAAAUUGCUUGGUUCUUCUCAAUUGCAAACAACAAAGUUAUUGGCAAUAUCCCUUCUUCAAUCUGCAAGGACAGCUAUCUUGAAGUACUUGAUUUGUCUAACAAUAGAUUGAAUGGCACAAUACCACCAUGUUUGGCAGAAACGAGCAGCACACUGAAAGUAUUGAACCUGGGAAAAAACAAACUUGCAGGAAAUAUACCACGAAAUUUUUCUCAUAACUGUCAGUUACAAAGCCUUGAUCUCAGUCAGAAUCUCUUAUCAGGUCAGCUUCCUCGUUCUUUGUCCAACUGCACAAAUCUAAAGCUAAUGAAUCUGGGAAACAACAAGAUCAGGGAUACCUUCCCCUGCUGGUUGAGGAACUUAUCCAAUUUGCACGUACUUGCAUUACGCUUCAAUCGUUUCCAUGGGAACAUUGAUUGCUCUGGAAUGAGUUCCAACUGGACAGCUCUUCAAAUCAUUGACCUAGCUUCCAAUAAUUUAAGGGGCAUUCUAUCCCGAAAUUCAUUCUUGGAGCUAAAUGCAAUGACUGCUGAUCCAGCUAUAGCCCAUUCACGCUUUGAUCACUUGCAUUUUGAGUCUGUAUCUGUUAGGCCAAUUUACUAUCAGGAUACAGUCGGUCUUUUUCUUAAAGGACAAAACAUGACAUUGGCAAAGAUCCCCGUCUUCUUCACCUCCAUUGAUUUUUCAAGUAACAAUUUUGUGGGGGACAUAUCAGAGACAGUUGGAGAUCUCAAAUCACUUUAUCUUCUCAAUAUUUCACACAACAAUCUCACAGGUCAAAUCUCUCCAGCAUUUGGAAAUCUGAAGCAAUUGGGAUCACUGGACCUGUCAUUCAACAAGUUAGAUGGAAAUAUCCCAGAAAAGCUUGCUAGCCUCACAUUUCUUUCCUUCUUAAAUUUAUCAUAUAAUGAACUGGUUGGAGUGAUACCACGAAGUACCCAAUUUGAUACCUUUGCGGAAAGUUUCAGAGGAAACAAGGGGCUAUGCGGGUUUCAGCUGAAUAGAACUUGCAAAAAUAUUUCAGCAGUAGCACCUUCAGAGCCAGAAUUUGAGGAGGAGAAUUUAAUUUCAAGGACGGAGAUUUAUGUAAGCAUUAUGUUAGGAUUUGCUGUUGGCAUUGGGAUCAUCUUUCUACCACUUUUGUUCUCUAAAAGAUGGAACCAGUCGUACAACAAACUAGUUGACAGAUGGAUUUUAAGGAUAUUUGAGCAACGAGAUCAUGAUGGGAUAACGAGUAAGAGCAUUAGCGAACCAUCUUGGAAGAAGACGGAAAUCAACAGGUAGUCAUUAGGUUCACGAAAUGAUUGCAGAGAAAGGUUUAUGUUUCUUAUUCUAUUGGACUCUGUAUGGCAAGAUAACAGUUUUGAGCUGAAGUCCUUCCUAUUUUUUUGAAGCAAUUGCAGUCCUUUUUUGCCAGAAUAAAGAAACAGUCCUUGUACAUUCCUCCAUCUUGUAAUACUUCAGUAUAUAAUUGUUUCCACUGUGAGUUAUCAGUGUUUCGUAAUUGCUGGUCCAUUCAUUUUGAUUGCUACUUAUUAGAUAGCAAAGUAGUUUGUCAACCCAUAAGAUAAAAGUUUAAAUUUAAAAAGACGCAAUCUUGCUUUCUACUUUGUAAUUGUAGGAAACAUCAGUGCAUAGUCAUAACGAACCUGAUAACUACUAUACUGACUUAAUCAAAGUAAAACCGGCACCAGCACGUUCUUCCCCUGAAAGUGAAUGAUUUGUAGAAAAAUCCAUCUAAAUAAACAGUUUAAAACUUUUAUUGCAGCAAGUAGAGAAAGAAUGUCCUAAUGGAUAUUCAUGUAACGCUCUCAAAAAGUAAAUCAAAGCAUAGCAUUGUCAGAAGCCAAAAAAGAAAAUAAUAUUACCUCAGGUCAACUUCGAAGAAGCAUUUCCACAACCACCUGCUCAGCACUAGGCAGGUGAGAGUUGUAUUUAUGCUACAAGAGUUAGAAUUGAGCUUUUAGAAUAUGGUCUCAUUAUUAGUAGGAGUAUUUUUCUCUUUACUUAAUAUCCAGGUCAAGUCAAACUGGGUUGGCAUUGUUGGAUCUAUCGAACAACCAAAUCAGAGGUGAAAUACCAAGCUGGAUAUGGGAACUUUUCACAGAGAGAGCCAUUCAGUGAAUCUAUCUCAUAAUCAAUUCUCACAUUUACAAGCACCCUUUAGAGUUGGCUUUCUAAAUUCCUUUGAUAUUCAUGCAAACCUGCUUACCGGUGAAGUCCCAUUACCAUCACCUACAGCACUAUAUGUGGACUUGUCUAGCAAUAAAUUUGAUGGUUUUAUCUCACCUGAUUUCAGCAAUCACCUCUCAAAUGCCUUCUUCAAUAUGCAGUGCGACCUAUCUUGAAGUACUUGACUUGUCCAGCAAUAGUUUGAGCGGCAGUAUACCAUCAUGCUUAGCUAAACAAAGCCUGACAGUACUGAACCUUGGAGGAAACAAUCUCAGAAGUAAUAUGCCUGGAAACUUUUCAGAGGAGUGUCGCUUGGAGACAAUAGAUCUAAGCCAUAAUCUCUUGGAAGGGAAGAUUUCUCGGUCUUUAUCCAAUUGCAGCAAUCUAAAGGUGUUAAAAGUGGGGAGCAACAAGAUAAGUGAUUCCUUUUCCUGUUGGUUGAGAAGGUUGUCAAAUCUCCAUGUACUUGUGUUACGCUUCAAUAAUUUCAAUGGCAACAUUGAUUGCUCUGGAGUCAAUUAUACCUGGCCUGCUCUCCAAAUCAUUGACCUAGCUUCCAAUAAUUUUAGUGGCAUUCUGCCAAGAAAUUUAUUCUUGGAGCUGGAAGCUAUGAAGAUUGACUCAGCGAUAUCACGAGUUGAUCACCUGUAUGCUGCCAAUAGAGUUUUUUGGAGAUGAUUCAAGCGCACAAGUAGAGAUUUACUAUCAGGAUACAGUCACUCUUACUCUUAAGGGACAAGAAAUGUCCGUGCCAAAGAUUUGGUUUACCUUCAACUCAAUUGACUUUUCGAACAAUAGUUUUGUUGGAGGAAUCCCUGAGACAGUCGGAGAACUUAAAUCUCUUUAUCUUCUAAACUUAUCGCACAAUGCUCUCACUGGCCAAAUCCCACCUGCAAUUGGAAAUUUGAAGCAAUUGGGGUCGCUAGACCUUUCAUUCAAUAAGUUAAGGCACGUCCCAGAGAAGCUCUGAGGCAUCCCACAUCUUUCAUUCUUAAAUUUAUCAUACAAUGAACUUGUUGGAAUGAUGAAUUCAAACCUUUGAUGAUAAAUCAUUCAUGGGAAACAAGGGCGGCUUCCCAAUGAACAAAGCUUGCAAUAUAUAAGGACAGAGAAGAAGCAUCUGUGCAGCCAGCAUCUGAAGACGAGCAAAUGUUUAAUAAGGCCGACAUCUAUGUACCCGCUGCAUUAGGUAUGACAAUCAUAUUUCUACCACUCUUGGUUUCAAAAGGACGGAGAGAAGGUUACAACAAGUUGGUUAAUGGACUAAUUUUCCGCGUAUUUAGCAAGGUUGAUGUAAAGAAAAGACGCACUACUAGCAUUAGCGAACUAUAUUGGAAGAAGAAAGCAGGGAAAUCUCACACCCAAAUUCCAAGUUCAAGAAAAUGAUUAAAGGCUUUCAGGUCGUUUUAUAUCAUACAAUAUCUCAUUACAUGUAGCUGAAUGGACGCAUUUCCAUUGGCCGCUACGGCGACCAUGGAAUGCCUGACUAUUUCAUUCCCAAUUAGAUUAAUUGCAAGUGAACAUUGCUUCCCCGUUAUUUAUAGUAGUACUUUUUGUUUGUUGCUGGCUAGAUCAGUAAAUUCUUGAUAAAAAACGAUAGUAUAUAAAACCUAUAAAGCAGCUUUUCAGAAAAGUGCAAUGUGCUAAUUGAAAUGCAUCAUAGUUAUCGCGAAGCAUGUCAUUUAUCUUAAGCUGGCAAGGGCAUUCUUUCGUUACCAGAAAGUUGUGCUCAGGCAUUUCGACAGACGUCUGGUGAGCACAGGUGACAAAAAUUUCCACUCAUACUUGUCAGGUCCAUGUUAAGUGAAUUCAUGAUCCAAAGAAGUCCUUUAUAGUAAUAGAUCACAAUUCACAGAGAAUUUAGAUUCUGGGAAUAAGAAUCCAACCCAAAAUGUUACUCCAUUUUCUUUAUUGGAAUAAGGAGUUGAGCUGCGGUUCAAUAAGUGAAAAAAGUACGUAGUAAAGCAUUCUAUUAAUGAGACAAGUGAAUUUAAGAUAUCUAACAUUUUGGAUACUAAAUUGAAAGCUAAACCUACAUUUUUGUCAUACACCUUAGGGGAAAAAAUUAAAAUAUUUACAUGCAAAACGACUUUAUUUUUUAACUUUGUGAUAAACUUAGUAUUUUUGAAUGGUUCCGAGAAUUAAUACACGCCUUAAACCUAAUAAAUGAUUCCAGGUUACUAUUUGGUGUCACUAGAGUAUCAGAUUGAAUUAAGAUCUUGAAACAAAAUUUAGUAGCAUACUUGAUA
Messenger RNA from Nicotiana tabacum (common tobacco), 6076 nucleotides. RefSeq names its product receptor-like protein 54. The record is from RefSeq and is a predicted model, not a curated record. NCBI's taxonomy places the organism in Eukaryota, Viridiplantae, Streptophyta, Magnoliopsida, Solanales, Solanaceae. Gene Ontology annotation, molecular function: protein binding.